Mollisia scopiformis is the source of this 498-nucleotide messenger RNA. RefSeq lists its product as uncharacterized. The record is from RefSeq and is a predicted model, not a curated record. Bases 1 to 498 code for a protein of 165 amino acids. Lineage: Eukaryota; Fungi; Ascomycota; Leotiomycetes; Helotiales; Mollisiaceae. The transcript has 2 exons.
AUGGCGUCAACGGCAAUCCAUACGAGCCCUAUGUAUCAUCGAUUCCACAAUAUUGCCGAAGAUGUCAUUUAUCGGCAAAAUACUUUCGAGAUCUGGGAUUCAGAUCUGUGGUUCGAUGGGUUCAUCUAUGGACUGAGCCCUUUCGCUCGCAACAACCCGGCAAAUCUACGUGUACAGUGGCCAAUACCGCCAACAGAGAGGCCUGAACAGAUUCUCGGAUGGAUCGCUCACUGCUCCGGGGUCAAACGACUCGAGUUCUUCUGCUUCUCUCAACGCGUCUCGAUCUCUGCAUUGCAAUUUCUGGACCGCCUUCCCAUUGAAAACAUAUGGUUCGAAACCUCAACAUGCCAAGUUCCCAAUCUCGCUGCCCUUCGAUAUCCAAAUGGCGUCCCAAGUCGACACCGAAUUCAUCGUAUGGUACGAGCCCAAUCUACUCAGACAGACAUUAACACUGAUUUCCAGACUCAGGGUGGGCUCGAAGGAUUCCGUAGAGAAUAA